Messenger RNA from Vigna angularis (adzuki bean), 4266 nucleotides. Its product is annotated as histidine kinase 1. The transcript is spliced from 13 exons. Bases 218 to 3922 code for a protein of 1234 amino acids. Gene Ontology annotation, molecular function: phosphorelay sensor kinase activity. NCBI's taxonomy places the organism in Eukaryota, Viridiplantae, Streptophyta, Magnoliopsida, Fabales, Fabaceae. The record is from RefSeq and is a predicted model, not a curated record. Gene Ontology annotation, biological process: phosphorelay signal transduction system; phosphorylation.
CUAGAUAGGUUGAGGACUUAAAAAACCAAGUGUUAUCCAAUCAAAGUUAGUGAAAAAGCUAUUCCCUUCUCAAUCAAGCACACAGCAGAGUUUAAUUGAAGUGCUACUUUAUAUGCUCAUAAUUGCUUCAAGUAACACAAAGUGAUUUUAUUUGACCCAAGACAAAGACCAUCGUUCUUCUGAAACUUCUGUAUGGUCACCUGGUUCAAGGUAACCAAUGGCUGCCAAGUGCAGACACGUUUUUGAUAGAGUACAGAGUUUGAGUUUUUGCACUUACUGGAAAAAAAGCACCACACCAACAGGCAGACGAAUUUUCCACAGGGAUGUGGAAAAGGAAGAAUUCCAGUAUGCCAGUACUCAAUGUCUUUCAUCCUACUACAGUGUCUUUGUGGUUCGUCUAGCAAUCAUGGCGAUGCUAGCCAUCUUGAUUGGUCUGCUCACUUUCCUCACAUGGCAUUUCACAAAGAUUUAUACAACAAAAUCUCUUAACAGCUUGGCAUACGACCUGCGUUAUGAACUUCUGCAACGCCCCAUCUUGAGGAUGUGGAACAUUCUGAAUUCUACUUCUGAAAUUACCACUGCUCAGGUUAAGCUGUCGCAGUAUGUGAUCAGAAGCCACACCACCAACCUUCCCACUCAAGCAGACCAAGUUGAGAUGUACGACGCGAUGAGAGCUGUGACGUGGGCACUGUUUGCCAGUAAAAAAGCUCUGAAUUCAAUAACUGUCAAAUACAAGAAUGGAUUUGUGCAAGCAUUCCAUAGAGACCUGAAGGAAAACAACACCUUUUACAUAUAUUCUGAUCUUGCAAAUUACUCCAUGGCUGCCAGUGGCCACAAUGAGAUCAAUUCGCUUUCAUCGAACGAAGCUUGGAAUGAUAAAGACAUUCACGGAAACAAGUCUGCAAUUUGGUAUCGGGAACCGCUUGAUCCUGUCAGUGGAGAGAAGAUUGGAAAAGUAAUGCCAAUUGCACCAGAAGACUCCAUCAAUAUAGCAGGCAUCUCCCAAGUACCUGAUGGUGUAGCUUCGUGGCAUGUUGCUGUUAGCAAGUUUACAGAUUCACCAUUGCUUUCUGCGGCAUUGCCAGUUUGGGACUCUUCAAAUAAAAGCAUUGUGGCAGUUGUGGGUGUCACAACUGCACUUUAUAGUGUGGGGCAGCUCAUGCAAGAGCUGGUUGAGUUGCACAGUGGUCACAUGUAUUUGACCUCCCAAGAGGGUUACUUACUUGCAACUUCCACAAAUGCACCUCUACUGUCAAAUUCUACAAGGCCUCCGAAGCUUAAGAUGGCUGUUGACUGUGAAAAUGAAGUAAUAAGAGAGGGAGCUCGGUGGCUACAGAAAACCUAUGGCAACAAUUUCCCUCAAAGUCAUGAACUUCAUGUAGAGAAUGUCAAGCUAGGUCCCCAGCAAUAUUACAUCGACUCAUUCUUCCUUAACUUGAAGAGACUUCCUCUGGUGGGUGUAAUCAUCAUACCCAGAAAGCAUAUCAUGGGGCAGGCAGAUGAAAGAGCCUUCAAAACAUUGGUUAUUCUUAUAUCUGCAUCGUUGUGUAUUAUUGUCAUUGGAUGUGUUUGCAUUUUGAUACUGACAAAUGGAGUGUCAAAGGAAAUGAAACUAAGAGCAGAACUCAUCAGCCACCUGGAAGCAAGAAGGAAGGCAGAGGCAUCAAGCAACUAUAAAAGUCAAUUUCUUGCAAAUAUGAGUCAUGAAUUGAGGACACCAAUGGCUGCAGUAAUCGGGUUACUCGACAUUCUUAUAUCUGAUGACCGUCUCACAAAUGAGCAAUGUGCAACAGUUACUCAAAUAAGAAAAUGUUCAACUGCCCUGCUUCGUCUACUUAAUAACAUCUUGGACCUGAGCAAGGUUGAAUCUGGAAAAUUGGUCCUAGAAGAUGCAGAAUUUGAUUUCGGGCGGGAACUUGAAGGGCUUGUAGAUAUGUUUUCUGUGCAGUGCAUUAACCACAAUGUAGAGACUGUUCUAGACUUGUCUGAUGAUAUGCCAAAGCUAGUUCGAGGUGAUUCUGCUAGGGUAGUUCAAAUUUUUGCAAAUUUGAUCAACAACUCAAUUAAGUUUACUCUAUCCGGUCACAUUAUUCUGAGAGGAUGGUGUGAAAACCCAAAUGCUUGCAGUGAUGAUACGAAUUUUCCACUUGAGCAAAAGAAAUCACGGUGUUCACAGAAGAACAGAGCAAAACAACAUGAAAACCAUGCAAAGAGGAUUUCCAAUAGAGAUAACAAAAUAGUACUUUGGUUUGAAGUUGAUGACACAGGCUGUGGUAUUGAUCCAAGUAAAUGGGAAUCCGUGUUUGAAAGCUUUGAGCAAGCUGAUCCAUCAACUACUAGACUGCAUGGAGGCACGGGUCUUGGUCUUUGCAUUGUCAGAACCUUGGUUAACAAGAUGGGUGGAGAAAUCAAGGUUGUCAAAAAGGAGGGCCCAGGAACACUGAUGCGAUUAUACUUGCGUCUGAGUGCACCUCUGGAUGCCACAGAACAACAUUGUCAAGUAGAUUUUGCUAACAAAGGCUUAGUGGUACUUCUUGCACUACAUGGCAGUAUGGGUAGAUCUGUUACAUCUAAGUGGUUACAGAAAAAUGGUGUAGUGUCUAUGGAGGCAUCAGAAUGGAAUGGAUUAACACAAAUCCUUAGGGUACUCUUUCAUGCUAGAAGUUCAGCUCAUAAUAAUGGUUUCGAUGCAAAUUAUUCAGUGCAUGAAAAUUUAAAGUCGAAACUACUGAGCAUACAGGAAUUGAGGAACCCAGUUUUUGUGAUUGCUGUUGACAUUGGACUACUUGACUUGAGCACAGAUAUAUGGAAGGAACAGCUCAAUUUCCUUCACAAAUACUUUGGGAGAGCGAAAUUCGUGUGGAUACUAAAGCAUGACUCCUCCAAUACCAUAAAGAUGGAGCUUUGCAGGAAAGGGCAUACACUGACAGUGAACAAACCCCUCUACAAAACAAAAAUGCUUCAUAUUUUGGAAACCAUUACAAAGGAAAGAAGUGAUGAGCUACAAAAGAAAAAUAUGACUACUCCCAGAUCUACUACAGUGAAAGAGGGUUAUUUGCAUGAGAGUCUUGAGAUUGAUUAUACUCAAUGUGAUGUUGCAAGCUCGGAUGGUUCUGACAUUUCUGAAACGGGAGGUUCUAAUCCUGUUCGUGAAAGUGGAGAUAAACAAAGAGAGAAGGUAGUGAGAUCUGAAUCAUCAUCACAACACAAGAUAAAUAACUUAGCUGGAUUAGCAAAUGGAUAUAAGGAAGAUAAUAGUCCUUGGAAGGAAGAGUUAUGUGGGAGCAGCCUCAACUCUAACAAUGUCACUGCGAAUGGCACACCAAAAUCAUCCUCCACUAAACAAGCAUUGUUUGCGAAAGGCAGUCAAUGUGAAGAUUCUGAAUAUGGCGAAACAGGAAGUGGCAGUAGCUCGAGAAGAACAGUGAGUGGAAAGAAAUCUCUUGAAGGUCUGAGGAUAUUGCUUGCAGAAGACACACCAGUAAUUCAAAGGGUUGCAACCAUAAUGCUUGAAAAAAUGGGAGCCAUUGUUGUAGCUGUAGGUGAUGGACAACAAGCAGUGGAUGCUCUGAAUGGCAUGCCUGGUGUUGAAGAUUGUAGAAGGGAGUCUAUCAUGAAAGAAAGAAACACAAGAUCAUCUCAAACUGAGAUUCUCAGUUGCCCUCCAUAUGAUUUGAUCCUAAUGGAUUGUCAGAUGCCAAAGAUGGAUGGCUAUGAGACAACAAAAGCAAUCAGGAAAUCAGAAAUGGGAACUGGUUUGCACAUUCCAAUUGUUGCUCUUACAGCUCAUGCAAUGUCAUGUGAUGAAGCCAAGUGCUUAGAGGUUGGCAUGGAUGCUUAUUUAACAAAGCCAAUUGACUUCAAACUGAUGGAGUCCACCAUUCUUUCACUCACAAGAAGGACAUCUCCGACUUUUGUUUAAUGCUGUAACCAAGCUAAUAAAGGGUUGUCUUAGACAUCCUACGAAUAUAUACAACUUUACCAGACAUUAACAUCGAGAAUCAUGGCUUAAGAUAAGAAUUCCAGAAACGUAAUCCAAUUUUCCUGAAUUAACUCAUUUGUACAGCGAAGGACUCAGACUUGUUACUCUUUGUUUCUUUAACCAUACAGAGAAGGCCAAAUUCUAUGUCAAUGUGACAGCAUUUUGUACACGAAAGAACAUUUUGUCUGUAUAUUACCUUGUCUGUUCACCCAUUUCUUUAUUAUAUAUACACAUAAGCCGAACUAUCUGCUCUGAACUAUGCAAUCAACAUAAAAUUUGGUUAA